Ochotona princeps (American pika) is the source of this 2394-nucleotide messenger RNA. It is a transcript of the gene GFOD2, whose product is annotated as Gfo/Idh/MocA-like oxidoreductase domain containing 2. The record is from RefSeq and is a predicted model, not a curated record. Gene Ontology annotation, molecular function: nucleotide binding. The coding region runs from base 218 to 1375 and encodes 385 amino acids. Gene Ontology annotation, biological process: extracellular matrix organization. The transcript is spliced from 3 exons. Lineage: Eukaryota; Metazoa; Chordata; Mammalia; Lagomorpha; Ochotonidae. Gene Ontology annotation, cellular component: extracellular matrix.
CCGGCGGUGGCGAGCUCGACCUCGGUACCCGCAUAUCCUGUCAGCUUCUUUCAAGGCAAACAGGUGGUCCCUGAGACCCGUCCGGACCCAUGGUCUCCCGUACGGCGCAGGGUGAGCGAUGCCAGCGUGCCAGGAGCCCUGUGUGACCAGGCCUUUGGGAUCUCGGAUCUGUGCUGGAGGCUCUUGUGAGGAGAUGAGUUGGUGAGCAGAGGCCGGGAUGAAGAUGCUGCCAGGAGUGGGAGUGUUUGGGACUGGCAGCUCUGCCCGGGUCCUGGUGCCACUGCUGAGGGCAGAAGGCUUCACUGUGGAGGCUCUGUGGGGGAAGACCGAGGAGGAGGCCAAGCAGCUGGCGGAGGAGAUGAACAUUACCUUCUACACCAGCCGCACCGAUGACGUUCUGCUGCAUCAAGACGUGGACCUGGUGUGCAUCAAUAUCCCGCCGCCACUCACCCGGCAGAUCUCUGUGAAGGCACUAGGUAUUGGCAAGAAUGUGGUUUGUGAGAAGGCAGCAACCUCGGUGGAUGCCUUCCGCAUGGUGACAGCCUCCCGCUACUACCCGCAGUUGAUGAGCCUGGUGGGGAAUGUGCUGCGCUUCCUGCCUGCUUUCGUGCGCAUGAAGCAGCUGAUUGCCGAGCAUUACGUGGGCGCCGUGAUGAUCUGCGACGCCCGCGUCUACUCAGGCAGCCUGCUCAGCCCCAGCUACGGCUGGAUCUGUGAUGAACUCAUGGGCGGUGGGGGCCUGCACACCAUGGGCACCUACAUCGUGGACUUGCUGACGCACCUCACUGGCCAGAGAGCCGAAAAGGUGCACGGGCUGCUCAAGACCUUCGUGAGGCAGAACGCCGCCAUCCGCGGCAUCCGCCACGUCACCAGUGAUGACUUCUGUUUCUUCCAGAUGCUCAUGGGCGGGGGAGUGUGCAGCACAGUGACGCUCAACUUCAACAUGCCAGGCGCCUUCGUGCAUGAGGUCAUGGUGGUGGGCUCAGCGGGGCGCCUUGUGGCCCGGGGCGCCGACCUCUACGGGCAGAAGAACUCGGCCUCGCAAGAGGAGCUGCUGCUGAGGGACUCACUGUCGGUGGGUGCAGGGCUGCCUGAGCCGGGGCCCCAGGAUGUCCCCCUGCUCUACCUGAAGGGCAUGGUCUACAUGGUGCAGGCACUGCGCCAGUCCUUCCAAGGGCAGGGGGACCGUCGCACCUGGGACCACACCCCUGUCGCCAUGGCCGCCUCCUUUGAGGAUGGGCUCUACAUGCAGAGUGUGGUGGAUGCCAUCAAAAGGUCCAGCCGCUCUGGGGAGUGGGAGAGUGUGGAGGUGCUGACUGAAGAGCCGGAUGCCAACCAGAACCUUUGUGAGGCGUUGCAGCGGAAUAACCUGUGAGCCAGCACGUGCAUGAUCCUCCCUGCCAUGGCAGAGGGCCUGGGAGGGGCCAGGGAACUGUGAUGGGAGUGCAGCUGCACCCAAGACUGCUCCAUUGGAUGAGUCAGCCUGGGCCAGGGUAGAGUGAAGCCACAGCCAGGGAGGCCCCGUCAGCAGCUUUUUCUCCCCUCUGACUUGCAGGGCACUUACCCUGCUCAGGGCUGGCCCAAGCCCCCUUCAGGCCUCUUUAUGGUUAUCCCAGUGAGCCCAGGCCAGCAUGAGCCCACCUUGUGGGCUCCUCUGCCUGGUCUCUGGUCCCACCCGGCUGAAAACGCACAGCCGGGAGCUCAUAGGGCUGCCUCCUAAAGCCUGAGGAGAAGUGACAGAAGCAGGCAACCAGGCCUUUCUUGGCUGCAGCGUCUCAGGAAUGGCGAGGGCAGCCAGUCAUCACUCAGGGAGCCUCCCCUGCCCUCCCAUGCAGCCAGCCCCAGGGCUUUCCCUCUCCUUUUCUCCUCAGAGAGGCCAUGUUUCGUAGCUCUGUACUCCUUAGGAAGAUAGCCUCUGAUAUGGCAGGAAGGAGACAAGGUAGUGCUCUAGAACAUUAGGAAAUGCCAAUAAAUCAGAAAAUGCAGCCUCCUGGCACGUGGGGUGGUUUAUUUCAAUGGUCAGAUAGCUUUUCUAAUCAAAGCCUUCUUCAUUACUGUAGAUGAUUUUCUCUUUCCUCGUGGCUGCACAGGAAUCCAUCCAGAUGUGGUGGGCCACACAGGCCCCCACCACUGCCCACCACCAGCCUCUCUCUGAACCUUGGUUCGUCUCCGAGGGCCAAAUCCCAGGAGCCCUCCACAGCAAAGGGUUUCUCUGGAGGAUGAGACUCCAGGCUGGCACAUGGCUGUUUGAGGCCUGUGGCGGCCAGAUGCUAUGAGAGCUGAAGGCAGGAGGGGUUCUGUUCCUACACUGUGGCCUUGGCUCCAGGGGAGCCCCCCUAGAAGGUAGGUGGGGUCGAUCCUGAGAGCCUCUGGCUCCCCCAGCCUGCCCAGCUG